This is a messenger RNA of Owenia fusiformis, 1015 nucleotides long. NCBI's taxonomy places the organism in Eukaryota, Metazoa, Annelida, Polychaeta, Sabellida, Oweniidae. The record is from the annotation of a GenBank genome assembly.
UCACAAGCUAAAUACCAUGUAUCAAUUUAAAGUUGAUUGAUCAACAAAAUUAUUUGGUAGAGCUUAAACCAAAUCUGCAAAAUUUUCUACAAUGGCACGCAACAUUGGAGCACUGGCAAUAAUAGGCAGCCUUCUUAUAAUCACCAUAGCAGCAAGUAUGACAAAAAUGGAAGAAAAACCUGUCGUGAGUAAUGAAGAAGCGAAGAAAAACCUUGAAAUGAUUGAGUAUUAUGCUAAUAAAACAGAGCUGACACCAUACGAAAGUUACAUUAUAAAAACAGGCAUUAAAAGAAUGAAACGUGCCGUUGCUCCAGUUGAGGGUGAAAAACUUGAAAUAGUUGGAGGGAGAAAUGACCAUUGGUGUUGUAAGGAGGAUCCCGUGGUUGGAAAGAACUACAGCACUCGCAGUGUGGGAGAACUGGUGAUGGUCACCAGAUCACGUAGAAGAUUCACUAGAUGUGGUUUCGGUGGCUGGGAAAGAUGUUCCGUAGAUGUGACUUAUUUGAGUCAGGAGAUGAAGUAUAAGUCAGUACUGGACACAUUAGAGAUCCCCCAGGCCGAAUGGGUUCAUGGAUGUCCCGAAGAAAAACUCUUCUGCUGUAGAGGAUUCAUUCUAAAUGCUGAUGUAAAGAACUGCAUGACCCAGGCAGAGGUGGAUUCCCUGAUUACAAUGCUUUCAAGACAUGGUGGAGAAGCCUUGUGUCUCAUGCGCAUGUUUGGUGUCUUAGACAGAGAAUGUCCACUGCAGAAAUAGCAAGAGACUGAAAAAAACAUUGUACUAUACUUUUCACGCUUUAUUGUGCAAUAUCCAGAAUCAAGAAUUUCCAUUACAGAAAUACAAUGGACUGCAAUAUAUUUUGUAUUGUAUUAUGUAUGUUUUACCCUGUUAAACGGAAAAUGUCCAUCAUAGAAAUAGCAAUAGACUGCAAUAAAUAUUGAAUUAUAUUAUUUAUGUUUUAGUGUGUAAUAUGCAAAACAGAAAAUGGCCAUUAUAGGCACUGGUGGUAGGCUCGCC